AUGGCAAAUUUAACUUACACGAUCAAUAUUACUAAAAACGAUGCAUUUACUCUUUCACCAGUGACUUAUUAUUAUAUUUUAUUGGGAAAUCGAAUUGGUACAAUACUCUAUUCGAUUAUCUAUAUUUUAGGAUUUGUCGGUAAUGCGUUUGCAUUUAUUACAUUUUCCAAUUCCCGUAUGCGUCUCAUAUCAAGUAGUAUAUUUCUACUAAUACUUUCCAUAAGCGAUACAAUUGCCCUUAUAACCUCCCUAUGGUUCUUUUUGGGCGAUGCAUUUUCUAUUCAAUUGCAAAAUUAUUCGGCACUUGCAUGUCGUUUUCGUACAUUUUUUGCGUAUGUUUUUAUGGAUUUAUCAUCCUGGUGUCUAGCCGGUUUAGCACUAGAUCGUUUCCUGCGUACUGAAAUACCGUUGCGUGCUAGAAUAAUAUGUACGCCACGCAAUGCAAUGAUAAUGAUAUCAAUAUGUUUUCUUGUUCUAUGUGGUAUAAAUGGACACUAUUUUUCUCCCGGUAUAGGGCAAGAACGAGGUGGAAAUCGAACAACAGCACAUUGCUUAGAAAAUCGUGAUGAAUUUCCAAAAUAUUAUUAUUUUUACAAAAUAAUUUGGCCAAAAAUUGAUAUGAUUAUUUUUUGUUUUCUACCUGCUUGUAUUAUGAUAUUUUGUAAUGUACGCAUUAUUCAUAUUCUUCGACGAAAUCGUCAUCAUUGUGAAAGUCAAGGACAUGAAAAUGAAAAAAUUAAAAUAACAAAUAUUCAACAAGCACUAAACGGUAAUAGUCCAAAAAGGAAAAAUCAAUCACGUCGAAAAGCAAUCGAACGACAAAUGUCAUUAAUAAUGUCAUAUUGUGUCGUUAUUUUUCUUUGUACAACCGUGCCUGUUACAAUUUAUCUUAUUUUUAUUGAGCAAUUUGUUGUCCAUCAUCCAAAUCUAGCACGUAAUAAUGUAUAUUAUAUAUUCGCAUUUCGUCUGCUUCGUGCAAUAAUGUACGUACAUUUUGCUUCGAAUUUUUAUUUGUAUUGUUUAACAAGUAGAAUAUUUCGUGAUGAAUUUUUAAAAACGAUAACUUGUCGAAGAUACAUUAUUAAAGAAAGUCUAGACGAUGGAACAAGUUUAGGAUUGAAUAAAAUAGGUGAAAUAUCAACUGUGUAA
Messenger RNA from Rotaria socialis, 1149 nucleotides. Lineage: Eukaryota; Metazoa; Rotifera; Eurotatoria; Philodinida; Philodinidae. The record is from the annotation of a GenBank genome assembly.